AUGACUCCAAUUGUUGAAGAAACCAAAAAACCUCAGAGCAUGCCAACUGGUCCUCGAAAUGUGUUGCGUUCAAAUGACUCGGCAAGUCUUUGGAAUUGUACACUUUCCCCAGGUUGGUCCCGAGAAGAAUGCGACAUUUUACGGAAAGCUCUCAUGAAAUAUGGAAUUGGAAAUUGGGCACAAAUUAUUGGCUCAAAUUGUCUACCAGGAAAAACUAAUGCUCAAAUGAAUUUGCAAUUACAAAGAAUGUUGGGUCAGCAAAGUACAGCAGAUAGACCAUCACGUGAAGAAAUCAAACGCAGAAUUCAAAAAAAUAAGGAAUUAUUCGAGAUCCCGGAAGAAGAAUGGAACAAGAUAGAAUUACCAAAACCGGAAGAUGUAGCCCUAAAUGCAAAAUAUGAAGAGCUUCGUCGUUUGCAAGAUGAACUAGCAAAUGUACAAGCACAAAUAGUCGAAAUACGGAAAAAGAAACACGAAGAGAGUCAAGAGAUAAUAACAAACGAGUUAAACGAGUCAUCAUCUAUAAAAGAAGAAGUCAACUCUGACAAUGUAAAGCAAAGGAGGUCAACACGUAAAAGUAAAAAGACAAGGCGUUCAUAG
Funneliformis geosporum is the source of this 600-nucleotide messenger RNA. The record is from the annotation of a GenBank genome assembly. Lineage: Eukaryota; Fungi; Glomeromycota; Glomeromycetes; Glomerales; Glomeraceae.